Messenger RNA from Wickerhamiella sorbophila, 2565 nucleotides. RefSeq names its product putative Rho-type GTPase-activating protein 4. Gene Ontology annotation, biological process: signal transduction; regulation of GTPase activity. Gene Ontology annotation, cellular component: cytoplasm. The transcript has a single exon. Lineage: Eukaryota; Fungi; Ascomycota; Dipodascomycetes; Dipodascales; Trichomonascaceae. The record is from RefSeq and is a predicted model, not a curated record. Bases 1 to 2565 code for a protein of 854 amino acids.
AUGAUGCGGAAACAACGCAAAGCCGCUGCCGCCGCUGCUGCCGCCGCUGCCCCUGUUGCAGCCGACCCUUCAAGCAGCUCCGCAGCAGCCUCUCCUGCGAUUAAUAGUAGCACGUCUCGCUCCUCAUCUUCAACUCAGCACCGUCUGAGCUCAUUAUCAAGUCGCGACAAGGAACUGCCCAUUCUUCCUCCCAGUACAAGUCGCACCACCAGUAACGAUCGCCCCCCCACUCUACGAACCCAAAGCGAUACCGCACCUGCUGGCCGCCAAGUCAGAUCACAACUUCCACCUCCUGUCACUCCGCAGCAACCCAAAGCAUCUCACAGACACACUCGCUCAGUAGGAGAGGGGACAUUUACUGGACCCACCGAGGCUGCUUCACAGGAGGUUCCCCCUGAAAUCACUGCAACAAGCCCUCCAAUCGGAGUUUCGGAAUCAUUUGCAGCAGAACUAGAUACGCUAGGAACGAAAGAUUGGGGUUUAGAAAUGCCUGUCGCUCCCGAACCUGUAUUGCCCUCUACGGUCCUUGGUGUGCCCAUUCAACUCGAAAGUCCACCGUCUCGCUCACCCAACAGAUCUCCUGGUAAACAAGCUCCCAUCACAGAUCGGAGCUCUCCAACACAAUCAGACGGUUCAAUUUAUUCACCUAGAGCAGUGGCCCCCGACUCCCCCUCUCCGACACGACCGAUGCGCUCACCCACUCGAUCACCAAAUCGCUCACCUACGCGUCCAGUGAUUGACGAUGUACCACUUCUUGCCACUCCUAAUGGUGAGCGCCUACCUAAGGCCUGGACCCAAGAUACUCCAGCCGGCGUCACCGCAGCUGCCCCUAGCCCAUCCGCUUUUGCGGCAAUCGAGCGCACCCCCCACUCGGUUUCCAGCGGCCAAAGUACUCUGCAGGAAAGCAACCAUGAACUAGAGACCCAGCGAGAAGAAUUGGCAGUACCGUUCCGGUCAAGCAGAAGGGCAGCAUCGCCGAAUCGUCUUGUGGAAUCUACUUCGUCAAUAUCGAUUGCCGCAUCGCUUUCACCCCGCAAUUGGCCCCGGACUGGAGCAGAAAUGCCUGCAGCAGAUGACAGUAAUGAUAUUGAUCCUAGUGGUCUUAUGCAGGCUCUUAUUCGUUCCCGCGAACGCAUUAGCGAGCUCGAGCACCUUCUGGAACGGGAGCUUCAAACCAGCAAACUUGCUGCCGUGGAAGAGGAUCCCGCAGAAUUGUCACGACAUAUUUUUGAACGAAGGCAAACACUUGCAGGACUUGAAGCUCAACAAAAAGUGGCCAGUGAGGAACUGCGGGCAACACGAGCCGGUACAGAUGCCGAAGAAUUCUUAUCUGCCCUCACCAAACAUAAAACCGAACUUUUGGGGGAGAUUGAAUCGUUAACUACAGAAAGAGACUCUUUGAGGGCGCAGGUGGCUGAGCUUGUCGCUAAACGUGAUCAAGCGCUGGAAGAAUCCUCGAUUCUCAACACGAAAAAUAGUCAAUUGGUCGAUAUGAACAAUGAACUCCUCAAGCAAACGCUUGAAAAGUUUGGGCCCAAUACGCUAUGGGGUAGUAGUCUUUCGGUUAGCAGCGGCCCAUCGUCGUCUACCGCCGCGAAUGCAAUGUCCCCAGUUCCUUCACGAGAGCGCAAGCAGCGAGUCAAACGCAAGGAGAUCGCCGCACCUGAAGCAGAGUACGGUGUGCCUUACAGUGGAACAACAGGCAGUCAAGAGCGGUUGGUUGACAACACACCGAAAAGCCCGCAAUCGGCCCGGUAUCCUGGUGGCGAUAAUAAUCUGGUCACAGUUCUUGACGCUCCUACUCAAAAGCAGCGGAAGAACCUGUGGCCAUUCCGGCGUCCAGGUAAGGGACUGACUAGAGUGUUCGCUCAAGAAGUGACUGUCGGAGAUGUUGAUUCACAAGCAGUCACGGUUUUGUCCGGCAGCUCGGGCCCCACGUUGCCGUCGUCUUCUUCAGCCCUGACUUCAUCAACCGUUGGCCCUGCCCCUGGUGGACAGCCAAUGCUUGGAGAACUCCUCGAAGCACGGUGUGCAAUGGAUCAAACACCAGUACCAAAAAUAGUCACAAGGUGUCUUAAUGAAGUGGAAAAACGAGGGUUGGACACGGAGGGCAUUUAUCGCAAGUCGGGAUCGAAGCUGCAGAUUGAUCAAAUCCUUGGCUACUUUGAAUCGAACUCCGAGCUUUUGGAAAGUGACCUAGGAAAAGAUAUCACUGCGGUGACUUCUGCCGUCAAACAGUACUUACGGUAUCUUGCCGAUCCUAUCAUCCCCUACGCCCACUACAAUGCUUAUGUGCAAGCCGGCCGAAAACACGACCUCAGCGAGCUUUAUGUCGUGGUAAAGAAUCUCCCGCCUGCUCACUAUGCGACAUUAGAGGCAAUUGUCCAGCAUCUUGCACUGGUUGCUGCCAACGAAAGCAAAAACCUCAUGAACAGUCGGAAUCUUGCCGUGGUGUUUGCACCCACGCUUGCCCGCGACCAAACAGGCGAACGAGAAGUCUCCGAUAUGCAAGCACGAAACGACGCAACCCAGAUGCUUAUCGAUAACCACGAUAUGUUUGAGUAA